AUGUCGGUUCUACACAGUAACGAGAACUUGCAUCAGCUUCAGAAUAUGACUUCAGCGUGUGGGUUAUGCAAGGAAGAAGUUUCAGAAAACAAUCUUUUAGUGACUCCUUGCCAGCAUAACUUCCACCGAUUAUGUAUUUCCGGCUGGCUAAAUGAAAACGAGUCGUGUCCAAUAUGUCAUCGCGGCUUGGAUACUCAGUCAAUAAAGAGUUUUGCUGAACAAGAACAAGUAGAGGGAUUUGCAAAUCAAGGUGCUAGGCCAAAGGAAAAUCCACCGGGGGUUUUAACUCGGUCUAGAAACCAAAAUAACUCAUUUAACGCAAACUUGAAUCGCAGCAGAGGUCGUGGUCGACAGAAUAACAAUACAAAUGGGGCUAAUCGUAGUCAAAUUCAAAGUAUUAUACAGGAGAAUUUACAUAACUUUGAAGAUCAGUUCUCGAGACAAAUACACGGAGAAAUUGGUAGACUAGUCUCAGAAUCCCUUGACGCUUAUUUUCAGAAUUUAAGAGUGACUGAGACGCGUAACCUCGUACAGGUGGCGGACAGAAUGAAUCGAUCAAAUGUAAAUAAUGUGAAUAACGCGGACGCCUCAAACCAAGAUCCUAAUGUGUUGCAUAGUUCAGGGCGAUUUCGCGAGGAUUCUGGUAUGAUAUCUCAAUCUGUUUCUAGUAAGAUUAUUUCUGGUUGGAAGCUUAGUUUCGAUGGGUCUCUGACUAGUGUACCUGUGGAUGAAUUUAUUUACCGGGUGAAUGCUCUUACCAAUACCACGUUAAGAGGAGAUUACCAUUCGUUGUGCCAAAAUGUCCACAUUCUUUUUGAAGGGAAAGCUAAGAGAUGGUUUUGGCGAUACCACCACUCAGUACGUGAGUUAGAUUGGGUGGAUAUCUGCGAGGAUUUGCGCAAAAAUUUCAAAGAUUUCCGUACAGACUUUGAGAUUAAAGAAUCUAUUCGGAACUUAAAACAAAAAUCUGGUGAAUCUUUCGAAAACUACCUCGAUCACAUUUUAUCUACUGCUGAUAGUUUAAAACAUCCUUUAUCCGAUCGUGAAAUGGUGGAGAUUGUUCUAAGGAAUUUGCAGCCUGAAAUUCGGUUGGAGCUUUUACAUCUCGAGCUAAAUUCCAUAUCCGAUCUUCGAAAGGCAUGUCGCCGAAGAGAGAAUUUGGUCGCAGAAAUGCAAAGUAAACCACAGUUCCAAAAAUUAAAUAAUCAAUUUCGUAGGAACGUAUCCGAAGUAGACAUUGAGGAAGAAGGAGCUUUUAAGGAAGAAAUUAUCGCAGGCGUUACAACGAAUGGAGCUUCGGCUGAGAGAAAGUGCUGGAAUUGUGAUGGUAUUGGUCAUAAUUACAAGAAUUGUGUCAAACCGCGCAGAGUAUUUUGCUACGGAUGUGGGCUAGUGGCUUUUUUCCUACCGAAUUGCCCGAAGUGCAAUAAUCCGGAAAACGCGAUCCGGGAUGUCAGCAACAAGCUUCGACAUCCCAGCAAGAAAUCGGAUCCAAAGGAAUAG
Molecule: messenger RNA, 1503 nt
Organism: Rhagoletis pomonella (apple maggot)
Lineage: Eukaryota; Metazoa; Arthropoda; Insecta; Diptera; Tephritidae
Exons: 1
Coding region: 1-1503 (500 amino acids)
Cellular component (GO): endomembrane system
Molecular function (GO): ubiquitin protein ligase activity; nucleic acid binding; zinc ion binding
Source: RefSeq, a predicted model, not a curated record